AGUGACGUCACUGCCGGUGCGCCGCGUUUCCGUCUUUCUGGAGGUCAGAGGAAGCCGGCAGCGUGUUAUCGGCAUGGUAGGAAAGAAACGUUGAGGUGAGCAUCUUUCUGCUCUAUGGGUUAUGUUACUUUGAACUGAAAAGCCGAGAAAGAUGGCAGCUCGCUUGGUUCAACGUUACUCCCGCCUGCUCGGAGCCUCGGCAUCGGUUGUCUUGGCGCCAUGUGGUCACGCUCCUGAGUGUUUGAAAGUUUGUCAUCUGACUCAGCCACUGCUACUGCGUAACACCCUCCAUACAUCCUCUCUGUGUAGACAUUCAGACAAACUCCUAACCAAAGAACAGAACUUAAACACCCCCCCGGUGCUUACAGAGUUUGAUUCUGACCUUCUAGCUGCCUCUGGGUUGGAGGAACUCUUACAGCUCAGCAAAGAUCACAAUGUAAACAGCAACCAGGCAGCUCAGAUCAUUUCCCGGAUCUCCAGAACGGUGACAGAGACUAAAUCUGACCCAGAAACGGUCCUGCAGGACAAACGGUUCCAGCAGCUCCUUCUGAUCAUGCACAGCCAGAUUUCCACCGUUUGGAAUGGUAAUUUAAUUCGUCUCCUAAAGAGCCUACAUGCGUUGGGGUUAAAUGAGACCAAACCACUUAAGUCCGUGGAGACGGAGGUCUGGUGGCGAUUGCGCAGACUUGGCUUCAAGAUGCUGGUUCAGCUGGUGGAUUUUUACAGCUCGUUACCGCGCACCAAAGAACGUAAGGAACUGAUUGGGGAUCUGAUUAAGAACUUGGAGUUACGAUGGACGGAGAUCGAGGAUGUGAGAACCGUAGUGACUCUGAUUACCAGGGUGGGGUAUAUCUCGAGCAGUUUUAUGGACAGACUCGAGGACAAGGCUUUGGAACUAGCUGAACAUUUUACUCCUGAGGACAUCCGUAAGGUAAUGCUCUCUUUGGCAGCGCAGAACCGUCGCUCAGUGUCCUUACUGCGGGCACUUUCCUACCACUUAGUGCAGAAACACGUGGCUCUCAGUCCCGCCAUCUUGGUUGACCUGGCAUUUGCUUACGGAAAGCUGAAUUUCCACCAGACGCAGGUUUUCCAGAAGAUCGCAUGUGACCUUCUCCCUUUAGUGCCGGAAGUGAGUGCGCAUGACAUAUCUCACUGUGUGAGGUCAUUCGCCUACCUCAAAUGGUCAAACAUGCCGCUGUUUGAAGCUUUUGCGCAGGCCAGCAUUGAUGGUACUGACAAGUUUACCGUGAAUCAGCUCUGUAACAUCAUCCUCGCGUUUGGCAGAUUGAACUUUCAGCCCAGCAACAAAGAGGAAUUCUACAGCAUGAUUCAUCAACGGCUCCGUGGGGGACUGGAAAUGCUGGACCCGUAUCUGCUGGUGGACAUUGUGUGGUCGCUGUGUGUCCUGCAGCAGGCCAGUGGGUUCUAUAUACAGAGGGUCCUGGAGCCAGGGUUUAGAGAGAAAAUGUUUGCGGACAGUUCCCCCAAAUCUUCCAACUACAAACAGAAACUCACCCAUAUAAACGCCACAGCGCUUCUCGAGGUUCCGGAUUACGGGGGGUCUCGGCUCCAGCCGCAGGAGAUCCUCUCUGUUUCAGCUGCUAUGGGCGACCGGAAAUUGACACCUCUGCAGACUGGGUUGAAAAACGUGCUGUCUAACCUGUUUUCUGUGGAGGGGACCUGCCGAUAUGGUGUACAAACGAAGUACGGCUGGCCAAUUGAUGGAGAAGUUGUCCUGGACUCUGAGAACAAUCCCUUAUCACUACAGGAUCUGACAGCACCACAUCUUCUGCACCCGCCAGGGACCGUGCCAUUACCGCAGGGAGCCAGGAGGUUUGCCUUUGUGAGCUGGGAAUUCCCCAAUUUUAACUCUCGGAGUAAGGACCUUCUUGGCCGCUUCGCCAUGACCAGGCGGCAUCUCCAGGCUGCUGGGUUUUUGGUGGUUGAGGUGCCGUAUUAUGAGUGGUUCGAUCUGAAGUCAGAGUGGCAGAAAUCCGCCUAUCUGAAGGACAAGAUUAAUAAAGCUGUGGCCGAAGAGAUGGCCAGAUGAAGGUGUCCACAAGGAUCUCCCUGAUCUAAGGCUACAAGUCAUUCUGUUACGCCGAGUGGACAGAAUGCGUGUAUAUAAAUGUAUCCUGUACAGAGCCGCUUGUUAUAUUGCACACUGGAACCUCGCUGCACUGAGCAUUGUGACAGUUUAAGGGUUCAUGUUUUAGGUUUCUUUAUUUUAACUAAGUUUCUGUUCCUUUGUGGGAACCAUUGGUUAUAUUAUAACCGGAAGAAGAAUAACAAUAUGUGCAGAACAAUAAACCGUAAUUGGUAACUGUGAUAA
Molecule: messenger RNA, 2332 nt
Organism: Pelobates fuscus (common spadefoot toad)
Lineage: Eukaryota; Metazoa; Chordata; Amphibia; Anura; Pelobatidae
Gene: FASTKD4
Product: transforming growth factor beta regulator 4
Exons: 11
Coding region: 152-2050 (632 amino acids)
Biological process (GO): regulation of mitochondrial mRNA stability; mitochondrial RNA processing
Cellular component (GO): ribonucleoprotein granule; mitochondrial matrix
Molecular function (GO): RNA binding
Source: RefSeq, a predicted model, not a curated record